Schistosoma turkestanicum is the source of this 2668-nucleotide messenger RNA. The record is from the annotation of a GenBank genome assembly. NCBI's taxonomy places the organism in Eukaryota, Metazoa, Platyhelminthes, Trematoda, Strigeidida, Schistosomatidae.
UUUUUUCUACGUAAAUUAGGUGUUCUAAUUUGUUUUUGUAUAAUACAGUUUACCAUGGAAUGAUUUGCAAAAUUUACCAAAUGCACCAUAUGGAUACAGACUAGUGAUAUUGAGAGAAUUUGAUAUCAACAUUGAAUAACCUCUAACUGUGAAUACAGAAUGCCUUCGGUUUCAUUUGCUUCAGACACGCAAAAUACAAAUCCUGCGGGAAUGGAUACUAAUGUACGAAAACCACCAGCUCCAACUGGUUAUCAUGUGGACCGUGAAAAUGAAAGAUCAGGAAAUAUUUCAGACCAUACUCAUGAAUCAACCCAGUUACGUGUUCCAGCUUCGAUGCCAACAUUGGCGCGUGGAUUUUCUCUUGUUCCUGAACGUCUGGGCAAAAGAGGAUCCUAUAAACGUCAGGGUAACAAAGGAAUGUUUGGUUGUGAAGCUGCAAUGCAACUUUUAGCUUAUCUAGCUGCACUUUUAACCUUACCAUUUUCUCUAUUCAUGUGUCUAAAAGUGAUUGCGCAAUAUGAACGAGCUGUUGUAUUUCGCCUCGGAAGAUUAGUAUCAGAAAUUCCGAAAGGACCCGGUCUCGUAUUCAUUUUACCUUGUUUAGAUAAUGUCAAAACAAUUGAUUUGCGUACAUUCACAUUCAAUGUACCAACUCAAGAGGUUUUAACUAAAGAUUCAGUGACUGUUGCUGUUGAUGCUGUCGUCUACUAUCGUAUCUUCGACCCAGUGAUGUCAGUUGUUAACGUGGAAGAUGCCAAUCGAUCCACUCGUCUUCUAGCACAGACUACAUUAAGAAAUGUCCUCGGUACAGUGGAUUUGUAUCAACUUCUAACAGCACGUGAACAAAUUGCUCACUUAAUGCAAGAUUGCCUAGAUACAGCCACAGAGACAUGGGGAGUAAAAGUUGAACGUGUUGAUAUCAAAGAUGUUCGUUUACCUAUUCAACUACAACGUGCAAUGGCAGCUGAAGCCGAGGCAGCUAGAGAAGCGAAAGCUAAAGUUAUUGCUGCUGAAGGUGAACAACGUGCAUCAGUAGCUUUAAAAGCUGCUGCUAUGGAAAUUGGUGAAUGUCCUAUUGCUUUACAAUUACGAUAUCUACAAACAUUAAGUAGUAUUUCAGAUGAGAAAAAUUCUACUAUCAUUUUCCCUUUACCAAUUGAUCUGUUGAGUUUAUUCCAUCAAAAUUUCAAUGGAAACAAUGGAAGUUCCACGUCAAGAAAUGAUAGUGUACAAAGUACUAUAGGUAAUGAUGACAUAAAACGAAUGAUGGAACCUCCUCCUCCUCCACCACCACCACCACCAAGAGAAGUUCAAUCACAAUUAACUGCAUCACGUACAAUUACCACUAGUCAAAAAACUGAAUCUGCUGAAGAAGAUUUAAUUUAAUAACUUUACUAAUCAGAAUAUUCCAACAUACAUAAAGAAAUCAAUUCAUUACUAACAUUACUACGAUGAUUAUUAAUCAAGAAAUUGUAGUUUUCUUCAAAAUUUAAUAUUCAUUUAUUUCCUUUCAAUUUAUUUCAUGUUUUAUUCAUUCAAAAUGAAUGAGACUGAAACUAUUCAUUUGUUUUAAUUCACAUUGAAAAUGGAAAAUAAUUAUGUUUUGGAUUUAAUCAUGGAAUAUAUCAUGAAACAUAUAUAAGCAUAAAUUAUCAAUUAUAAUUUAAGAGAAAGAACAUUUCUUUAAAAAAUAAAACGUAUAAUAUUUUAACUUUUAAUCUAUGGAAAUAUAACAACAAAAAGAAGAAACUUUUUUCUUUCAAUCUCAUCAUUCAACUUCUCAUUUUAUAUGAACAUGUAAAAAUGGGUAAGGGCAACUAACAAUAAUCUGUUGAAUGUUAUUCUCUAAAGAUAGACAAUUCAUUUAAUGUGUUUUGUUGUUGUUGUGAACAACAGUUUCCACAUUCAUUCAACAACAAUAAAUCACAAUGAUGAUUAGGUUUCUUUCGGUUUUCUCUUUUUUCUCCAAAAAAUUGAAAUGAAGUCAUGUUUAGUAAAUUUAUGUAUUCAAUCAACAAAAAAGCGGAGUCAUCUCUUUUCUCUUCUUCUUCUUCUUCAUAUUUCUUUCUAUAUUUCUCUAAUUAACUUUGUAUUCAUCAAAAUGAGAUAUUCUAACAUUUAAUAUUGUUAGUCGACUUUUUGUUGAUUCAUAUGUUUCUACAUAUAUAUGUAUAUAUAUAUAUAUAUAUAUAUAUAUAUAUAUAUAUAUUAUCAUUCAUUGGUAAGUAAAUCAUUGGUUGUUGUAUUUUUUUCAUUAUGAAUGAAUAAUGUUCAAAGUACACUGUAUUACAUACAUUUCAAUAUGUAUGGUUUGACUAAAAUAAUCUCUACUCAUGUUAGUUCAUUUGUUACUAAAUUUUCGCAAAAAACAAACAAACAAACAAUACUCCAAACAAUUUGAUCAGGAUGAAUAGAAUUGAUGCAUUUAAUAUGACAUUAAAAAAGAAAAUUCCGUAAUUUCAAUUUCAUUUCAAUGACACAUUUAGCAAAUGUAAUGUACAUUGAUUGAAUCAUUUCAUUUGCUUCAUUCUUUUCCUAUUCAUUAACUAACUAAUUGAACAUUGUAACAUUGUGCAAAACUGGUACUGAGAAGAAUUUGACUAAACUAUCAAUAAAAAUAAUAUCAUUGAAAUGAUUAUUUAUUUGUAUUCAUUCAGUUGUAUAUCAC